This is a messenger RNA of Aphidius gifuensis, 4326 nucleotides long. RefSeq lists its product as uncharacterized. Lineage: Eukaryota; Metazoa; Arthropoda; Insecta; Hymenoptera; Braconidae. Bases 199 to 4062 code for a protein of 1287 amino acids. The record is from RefSeq and is a predicted model, not a curated record. The transcript is spliced from 11 exons.
AAUAUAUCCAAUCAAAUUAUUAUCUUAAACAUUAAAUAACAAUAAUUAUAUUUUUUUUGUUUACAUGCUUGGAAAAUAAAUUUAAUUAUUAGAAAAAGUAUUUUACACUACGUUCAAAGCUGUGCACCAAGGGGUGGUAAACAAUGGCUUCAAUCAAAACAACCACCAACAAGUACAAUAACAAAUGACUUUUCAAAUAUGGAAACAUUGACACGAUGUGUUGGAUCAACAACGAGAAUUCAACAUGCAAGAGUCAUUCAAAAAGAAGUUACGAGACUUUUAUUAGCAUCAAGGGAAAAUCUUCUUAAUGACAUUGCAGACUUGGCAAGACUAUUGCCAUCAUGGGAACAACGUGAUCUAGAAAUUGCUGAACGAAAACGCAAGGAGGCCACAAAGUUAAUCGACUCAGAGGAUGUUGAUAUUGCUCAACUUUGUGCACAAAAUAUUGUUCUUUGGAAUAUAUUUCUUGAGGCAUUUACAAGACAAGAAGUUAUACAACAACAUUUAGCAAGAAUUCAUCAUCAACUCAGAGUCAAAAGAUUUGCCGAAGGUUUUUUUGUAUUAGAAAAUCCAAGAAUGUCAGCAGCUGGUUGUUACGAUGCAAAUUAUCAAAAUUAUCAAGCUGUAAGUGAAGCUGCUAGAAGAUCACGUUACUUAGCUGCUUUACCACCACUUCCAGUUCAUUGUCCUGAAGUUGAUGGUGAUAUUAAUUCAUUGCCACUUAUUUUUGAGGAUCAAUAUUCAGAUAUGCAACAGAGACAUCGAAAUAGUGUACCAACGAUGGAAGAUUGCAGCUGUGGAAUUUCUGGAAUUAUAGAAUCAAAAACAUCAAGUGUAUGGUCACCAAGAAGUGAAGGAGCUGUUCAGGAUUUAUCAAUGAUACAAGCACGUUUUGGUUUGGCACCAUCAGCAUUACCAGCACGUCACAGUAAAUCAUUGGAUCAAUUGGGACCAGAAAUACCACAAUUAAUACAGCCAACAUCACCAAAAACACUUCCAAGAUCAGCAUCAACACAAUUAUUUAGUAAACAACGUGCUGGAAGAAAUAUAACACCACCAACAUCAGUACCAUCAAAAAGCAGAUCAAGAUCACAGGCACCACUUCAUACAGCAAGAAGUACAACUUUAUAUCCACCCUCGGGUCAGCAGCUGGCUUCCUCAGCACCGAAUCCAUCAUUAGGUUUUACACCAGUGGCAACUCUUCCACGAGCAAAAUCAACGCAAAUAUUAGUAGAAAAUUCAUAUCAACGUUAUAAUAAUUCAGAUGAAAAUUUAGAUCGUCCAUCAACAUCAAUAACAUCAUUAUUAGCAGCAAUGUUUCCAGAGUUAUCAACGACAUCUGAAUUGCCUGGUUAUAAACCUUCAAAAAAACAACAACAAAAUCUUCAAGUACCAAGUUACAUUGGUGAAUUUGAUUUAUCUCAACUUUGUAUUAGUGAUAAAAAUGAAGUAAGUACAACAUUAGAUAGCAGAAGAUUACGUUUAGAACCAAGAAGUCAUCAUUUAUAUCCAAUUAAUUGUAAUCAAUUAACUAAUGUUAAUAAUAAAAAACCACAAAAUGGUGAAAGUGAUGUUAAUCAAUCACUUCGUACAGCAACAUUAGAUAGAGCAACUUAUCGUGGAAAUUCUAAAAAAAAUAAUCAAGGUAUCGUUGAUAAAUUUACAGUAGAUAAUAAUUCAGAUACAAGAAGAUAUCAUACAUUGGGAAAAACAAGUACAACUGGUGCUUAUAAAACAACAAUUAAAAAUCAAGAAAAAAAAUAUUCUUUAACAAAUGGAAUACAAGAAAAUGUAUCAACAUAUUCCCUACUUGUUGAUCCUCUAAAUAAAAGAUUUAACAAUACAUAUGGUGGUCUUUCAGAUACAUUUUUUUGUCCGCCAAAUGGUGUAAAUUCAGGGCUUCAAGAUAACAAACCAAAACGUCCAAAAAGUACUGAAAGAUUAUUUGAUGUUGAUCAUGGAAUUGAUUGUUGUCAAGAUAAUGAUUUAAAAAAUAUUUAUGAAAGCAAAGUAAUAUGGGAACCAAGAAUAAAUAAUGGAUUAAUAAAUGAUGAUAAUAAAGUACGUAGACAUGAUAAAAAAAAUGAUGUAUCAAGAGAGCCACUCUAUGAAAUAAUAGCAUUAAAAGUUGAAAAAAAAAAUGAUAAUAAAAGAGGAAGAAGACCACAUUCAGCACCAGCAAUUGAUGAUGAUGUUAUUAUUAAAAAUGAUAAAACUAUUAAAAGAUGUUCUCAUAGAGCUAGAAAAACAUUAACACCAUACAAAGAUGAUGAAAUUGUAUCAUUGCCAAAAUUUAGAAUGACACAAAUUCAAAAUAAUCCAAAAAAUAUACAAGAAAAUGAUAAUACAAAUAAAUUAAUAAUUAAAAAUGAUAAUUUAGAAGCUACAACAAUUAUAACACCAGUAUCUGAUGAAUCAAGUCCUGGCUUAGCACCACCAACAUCAAAAAGAUUAAGAUGUGCAAGUGUUCCUGUUGAACAAACUAAAGUUGUUGUACCAAGAAGUGCUGUGUCAUUACCAUGUAUGCCAAUUCGUGAUGCAAAAUAUUAUCAAAAUGAUGAAAAAAAAAUUAUUACACCAAAAAGUCCAACUUCAUCAAGACCAAGUAGUCCAGCAACAAGUUCAGAUUCUGGUAAUUUAACAUCAGAGUGUUCUGGAUGGGUUAGCAGUGGUGAUACAUCAAGUUCAGAACAAAAAAAAAAUGACACAACAAGGGGAGAUAAAUUUAAUCAACGCUUGACAAAAAUUCCACCAAAAAAAGAUAAAAAAAAUAAAUUAAAAUUAAAUAAUAAUAAUGAACAUUCAUAUGAAGAAGUUAGAUUACCACCACCAAAAAUGUUUCAAGAUGAACCACCACCACCAGAAGCAUUUCGUGAUCCAGCACCAGUGCCAAUGAUUGAUAAUCCGUUGUAUCAUGUUUAUGAAACAGUUAGAAGAGCUAAAAGUCCAAAACAAAAUAAAACAGCUCCAUGUAGUCCACAAAGAAAUCGUGAUAAAUAUGAAAGAGAUAAUAUUUAUACUAGUAGAGAUUUUUGUCUUGAUUGUUAUCAAGAAGGUAAAGAAAUUCUUCAAUCAACACAAGAUGAUGUUAUUAAUUUUAAAAAAUGUAAAGAAGAUUUUAAAAGACAAAUGAAUUUUUCUGGUAAAAUUUAUAGGUUUUUUGAUGCAACUCACAGUGAUUAUUCGGGUAUGGCAACAAGUCUACCAUAUUUUUACAUAAGUGAUGAGUAUCGUUUAUUUUCACCUGAGGGUCCACAUCUUAUUAUUUGUGUACAUGGUCUUGAGGGUAAUGCUGCUGAUCUUAGACUUGUUAAAACUUAUAUGGAACUUGGUUUGCCUGGUGCACAUCUUGAUUUUCUUAUGUCCGAAAGAAACCAGGGAGAUACAUUUUCUGAUUUUGACACAAUGACUGAUCGUUUGGUUGAAGAAAUAUUACAUCAUAUUGAUACAUCAGGUUUAAAUCCAAAAAAAGUUAGUUUUAUUGGUCAUUCAUUGGGAAAUAUUAUCAUCAGAAGUGCAUUAACUAGGCCACAAUUGAGACCAAUUUUACCAAGAUUACAUACAUUUUUAAGUUUAAGUGGUCCACAUCUUGGUACCCUGUACAAUACCAGUGGCCUUGUAAAUGCUGGCAUGUGGUUUAUGCAAAAAUGGAAAAAAUCUGGUUCAUUAUUGCAACUUGCAAUGAAAGAUUCAUCAGAAGUUAGAAGAUCAUUUAUGUUUCGUUUGAGUCAACGAAGUAAUCUUCACAGAUUUAAACAUGUUUUACUUUGUGGAAGUGCACAAGAUCGUUAUGUACCACUUCAUUCAGCAAGAAUUGAAUUAUGCAAAGCUGCUGUACGUGAUCCAACUGAUCAAGGAUCAGCAUACAGAGAAAUGGUUCACAAUAUAUUAUAUCCAGUAAUGUCAACACCAGGUGUUAGUCUUGUUAGAUAUGAUGUUCAUCAUGCACUUCCACCAACAGCCAAUGCUCUCAUUGGACGUGCAGCUCAUAUUGCUGUUCUUGAUUCUGAACUUUUUAUUGAAAAAUUUCUUCUAGUCACGGGACUCAAGUACUUCAGAUAAAAAUAAUUUGUCUUUUUUUUGUUUUUAAAUAGAAAAAAAUUAUCAUUAAUAAAAGCACGAACUUUUUUAAUAUCACUGUUAUUUUACUUUAAUUUUUUUAUUCACGUUAAUCAAUUUUAAAAAUUAUAUUUAAAAAAAUUUAAAUUUCGAUAAUGCUUCGAUUCUCCGUGUUAAAUUAAUUCUCAAAAUAAAAAAGCUCAAAUGUUACAGUUAAACAAAAGACUUAAAAAAAAAAAAAAUAAUAAUAAAUUUAAAAAUAUGUAA